AUGCAGGAGGACUAUGGGAAGCAGCUGUGCCAGCUGAGAGGGGACAACGAACAGUGUGUUUCCCAUCUGGAGGUCACCUUGGCCAGGCUACAAAGUGACUUGGCCCUGGGUGCCCACCACCGCCGUGGAGACCUCCGAGACGUGGCCGUAUCCACGGGAGAUGACCUCUCAUCCCGGGCCUUCCGCACUGUGUGCGUCCAGACGGACCCCAUGACCUUCCCCCAACCCCCCCUUAACUUGCCUAAGAGACUGGACCUGGUUUCUAUCAGUCUAAAUCUGUCUGGACAGACUACCUCUCCCUCUUCUUCCACCGUUCAUCUCCCUCCACCUCCUGCUCCUCCACUCCCACUAUCCGAACCACCUGCACCUCAUGAAGGCUUAUUAUCAGGCAACCUAGCCCCACCUCCCCCUCCUCUUCCUCCUCUUCCUCCUCCUCCUCCUCCUCCUCCUCUUCCUUUCCUUCCUGCUCUAACCCAGACCCAGGGCCUCGACGGGCCCCCUCCAUCUCUUCCACCCCCUCCACCAGGGUCCGCCCCUCCACCUCCACCCCCUCCACCAGGCUGUGCCCCACCACCUCCCCCUCCAGGGUGUCUGACCUUCAGUACCAUGUUAGAUAAACCCCCCAGGAAGCCGGCUGUGCAACCAGCCUGCCCCAUGAAACCUCUCUACUGGACCAGGAUACAGACACAGGACAACAAUAAAAACACACUGUGGAACUCUCUUGAGGAACCAGACAUCAUCAACACCACAGAGUUUGAAGACCUGUUCUCCAAGACCACCGUACAGACCAAGAGAAAACCUCUGGCAGAGGCCUAUGAGAAGAAACCCAAGGCCAAGAAGAUCAUGAAGCUGCUGGAUGGGAAGCGUUCCCAGGCCGUAGGGAUCCUCAUCUCUAGUCUGCACCUGGCGAUGAAGGACAUACAGGAAGCUGUGCUGAAUGUGGACAACUCCGUAGUGGACGUGGAAACCAUUCAGGCUUUAUACGAAAACAGAGCCCAGCCUGAUGAGCUGCAGCGGAUAAAGAAACACUACCAAACUUCCGAGGAGGAGCAGGUCAAGCUGCUGGACAAACCUGAACAGUUCCUCUAUGAGUUAUCUCAGAUACCAGACUUCCCAGACAGGGCUUCAUGUAUCAUCUUCCAGUCUGUCUUCAUAGACGCCAUCGACUCCAUUCAGCACAAGUUGGACAUUGUCUCUCGCGUCUGCAAGGAUCUGAUGGACACCUGCAGUGUAAGGGAGGUGUUGGGUCUGAUUCUAGCCCUGGGGAACCACAUGAACGGGGGCAACAGGACCAGAGGACAGGCAGACGGCUUCGGACUAGAGAUCCUGCCCAAACUAAAGGACGUCAAGAGCAGGGACAAUCGUAUCAGUCUGGUUGACUAUGUAACAUCGUACUAUCUCCGCAACCUGGACGAGAACGCUGGAACAGAGAGAAGUGUAUUUCCUCUCCCUGAGCCUCAGGAUGUGUUCCUGGCUGCCCAGGUCAAGUUUGAAGACAUCACCAAGGACCUGAGACAGCUGAGACGAGACCUGACAGUGUGUGAGAAAGGGGUUCAGAAGGUGUGUUCCAGCUCUCCAGAAGAACACCUCCAGCCGUUUAAGGACAAAAUGGAGUCGUUUGUUCUGCUUGCGGGUAAUGAACAAGAUGAAGUGCAUGCCCAGUUGAUGUUUGCACAAAAAAGAUUCCACGAGCUGGUGACGUUCUUAGGGCUGAAGCCCAAGACAGGAGAGACCGAGGUGGCGACAGGUCACUUCUUUAUGCUGUGGUUCGAGUUCUGUACCGACUUCAAGACCAGGUGGAAGAGAGAGAACAAGAAUAUAUCCAAAGAGAGGCUGAAAGAGGCCCAGCAGUCAGUGAAGAAGAUUACAGCAGACAAGAAGGUGGAGACGAGGAAGAUCAACCCUAACAGUCUGAAAGACAGGCUUCGCCAGAAGGAAGCUAACAUGGUGGCCACAAGCUGAGAGACAGAACAGGAGAGAGAAGAAAUUCAUGAGAAAACUGAUGAGUUGGUUUGUGAGGUGGGGACUUCUCCCACCCCUUUAGCCACCCACACAGGGUGAUCAGGAUCACACCCGUCUCUGUUCCUGCCCACCCUCUUAUAGACCAAGCCUGGAACACUGCCACCUGACCCCUGCUGGAGACUAGAGGAAACCCCACAUACUUCUCAGGUCACGAAGCCGCAGAUGGAUUCACUGACCAACAGGGUACUACUGGCAAUAGGGGGAUGAUGACUAUUUUCUUGUUUAUUUUUUUUAUGGGAGUAAUGUAUAUUCAUUUAAAAUGUGGUGGAUUCUCCACCUCAUCCUAAGGACGUUCAUGUUUAAAAAAAUAAUAUAUUUUUUCAGUCAAAUAUCUGGUCAAAUGAAACAAGACAGUGUGUCUAGAUUGUAUGGGAAACGUUUUUCUCGUGUAGAUUUGUUUAUGUUUGUUUUCUGUAUCAUGUUUUUUCACCUUGCAUUUCCACUGUCAAUCAUUAUAUCAAUGUAGAUAUCAAAUCAUCGAUGUAUCUUGCCAUCGGUCUCUGUUAUUACAACUUCCCAGCAACCCAAAACAGUUCAACAAGGUGUACAAAU
Oncorhynchus masou masou (cherry salmon) is the source of this 2574-nucleotide messenger RNA. RefSeq names its product formin-like. Gene Ontology annotation, cellular component: actin filament; nucleus; endoplasmic reticulum membrane. Lineage: Eukaryota; Metazoa; Chordata; Actinopteri; Salmoniformes; Salmonidae. The record is from RefSeq and is a predicted model, not a curated record. Gene Ontology annotation, biological process: actin nucleation. Gene Ontology annotation, molecular function: microtubule binding.